AUGAAGGUUUCUGCUGUUAUGACCACCCUGAUGGGCGCCGGACUAGUUGCCGCUGCUCCUCUUGCACCAGGUAUAUCUGCUAUUAUCAUCCCCUCGGACCUGUCUUCGCCUCCCUCUCUGCCCUCCGGCACCGACGUCCCUCCUCCUCCCUCUGGAACAGACAUUCCUCCCCCCAAGCCCACCGACGGCAACCAGAAGCGCGACGGCCAGCCCCCGGUUCCCUCUGAGUCCGAUUUUCCUCCUCCUUCUGGCACUGAGGUACCUCCCAUUCCUCCUUCGGUCACCAACCCUCUUCCCAAGCCUACCGACAGAAAUGAGAAGCGUGAUAAUCAGCCCCCUCUCCCUCCGGCAGCGAGCUGCCUCCUCUGCCCUCCGGCUCUGACAUCCCCCCUCCUCCUGGCUCGUCUGGCGUCCCUCCUUCCCCCAAGCCUACUCAGGCUUAAAUAUUUCUAG
Molecule: messenger RNA, 453 nt
Organism: Penicillium argentinense
Lineage: Eukaryota; Fungi; Ascomycota; Eurotiomycetes; Eurotiales; Aspergillaceae
Exons: 2
Coding region: 1-453 (150 amino acids)
Source: RefSeq, a predicted model, not a curated record